Messenger RNA from Tupaia belangeri chinensis (Chinese tree shrew), 1196 nucleotides. It is a transcript of the gene BSG, whose product is annotated as basigin (Ok blood group). Gene Ontology annotation, cellular component: plasma membrane; axon. Gene Ontology annotation, biological process: dendrite self-avoidance; axon guidance; homophilic cell-cell adhesion. The record is from RefSeq and is a predicted model, not a curated record. Gene Ontology annotation, molecular function: cell-cell adhesion mediator activity. Lineage: Eukaryota; Metazoa; Chordata; Mammalia; Scandentia; Tupaiidae.
GGCUCCAGGACGCGCCUCACCUGCACCCUGAACGGCACCACCACGGAGGUCACCGGCCACCGCUGGGUGAAGGGCGGCCAGGUGCUGAAGGAGGACACACUGCCCGACCUGAGGACAGAGCUCGAGGUGGACCCAGCCGACGGCCCCGGCAAGUACUCGUGCAUCUUCCUCCCUGAGCCUGCAGGCAGGGCCGACAUCCCAGUCUACGGGCCCCCCAAGGUCAAGGCCGUGAAGAACUCUGAGCACGCCAACGAGAAGGAGACCGUCACGCUGGCCUGCAAGUCGGAGUCCUUGCCCCCUGUCACCCACUGGGUCUGGUACAAGAUGGACGAGUCGGGGAGCCAGGUCAUCGUCAACGGCUCCCGGGACAAGUUCUUCGUGAGCUCCUCGGCAGAGAGGACGGAGCUGCGCAUCAGGGACCUGGACGUGGGCAGCGACGGCGGUCAGUACGUGUGCAACGGCACCAGCGCGCAGGGCAGCGACCAGGCCACCAUCUCGCUGCGGGUGCGCAGCAACCUGGCCGCCCUCUGGCCCUUCCUGGGCAUCGUGGCCGAGGUGCUAGUGCUGGUCACCAUCAUCUUCAUCUACGAGAAGCGGCGGAAGCCGGACGAGGUCCUGGACGAUGACGACGCAGGCUCUGCGCCACUGAAGAGCAGCUCGCAGCCCGCAAACGACAAGGGCCAGGGAGUCCGCCAGAGGAACGCCACCUGAGCUGGCCCUCUCAGGACAUGUAGCUGCUGAGACUUUGCCCGAUCUGUGGAGUCCACGUCCGGGGUCCUGUCAUCUGCAAGAUUCCAGACUUUGUCGCUUCUUAAAAACCCACCCAGCAAAAGCAAAGCAAUCGUAGAUUCAAACCAUAGACGUUUUCCUGUUGCUUUCACACGUCACUGGGGUCUGUGUGUGGAGUCCUGACUCCCUCGUGCUGCGGGGCGGGGCGGGACCGCCGGGGCCGGGGUCGCCCUGUCACCGCCUGUGCUGUGGACCUGCACCUGCGGUGGAAGCCGGGUCUGUGCGCCUCUCGAGGCUUUUGGUCACGGGGCUCCCUUCUCGGUUCCUGGGGGACCCCAAGCCCUCCUGGUGGCUGCCUGCCGUGUCCGGCCGUCCAGUGGCCUGUGUGGCAGAUCCGCGGGCAGACCCACGGGCAGCCCCUCCCUCACCUGCCUCUCACCAAUAAAGAGCGACCCCACCUCUCCUGA